Molecule: messenger RNA, 1803 nt
Organism: Drosophila navojoa
Lineage: Eukaryota; Metazoa; Arthropoda; Insecta; Diptera; Drosophilidae
Gene: NTPase
Product: ectonucleoside triphosphate diphosphohydrolase NTPase
Molecular function (GO): hydrolase activity
Source: RefSeq, a predicted model, not a curated record
GGUGGUUGGUGUUGUUUAAUUGUUUGUAGUUUUAAGCGCAAGAACAAAUUACCCUUUAGCGUUCUAAUGAACCGUUAAUGAUUGCCAAAAAAAGUAAACGAAUGUGUUAGUAAAUAAAGUUUAUUAAGAGUUUCAACAAAUUUAGUACAAUGACAAACACCGAUGUGCGAAAGAGAAAGCUGGCCAGCGAUGACAAAUUGUCGCAGCCAAAUCGACGCAAGGGCAGCCCCAGCGCCGGAAACGGAAAUGGACGCGGCGGUGUGACCAGUGGCCUCAAAGUCUCAUUUCUAUGUUUGGUUGUCUCUGUUGUCCUGCUGCUCUUUGUCUUUGGUGUGUAUCAAUUGUUUUAUGCUAAAUCAACCCAAUCAAAUCUAACCAAAUCCUCUGUUCUGCCCACUGUCUCCAUUAACUAUCGCUCAUACAACAACAAACAACAACAACAACAACAAUCUCAAUCUGCUUCAGGCCUUGCCUCGGAUAAUGCGAGUCCAUAUCUGGCCCGUCUCGCCUCCAAGCUGGGCUACAACAAGGUCCAGUACGCCGCCAUCAUAGAUGCCGGCUCGACGGGCAGCCGCGUCCUGGCCUAUAAAUUCAAUCGCAGCUUCAUUGACAACAAACUGGUGCUCUACGAGGAGCUGUUCAAGGAGCGCAAGCCGGGUCUCAGCUCGUUCGCGGAUAAGCCGGACGAGGGCGCACACUCGAUUAAGCUGCUGCUGGAUGAGGCGCGUGCCUUCAUACCCAAGGAGCAUUGGGCUUCCACACCGCUGGUGCUGAAGGCCACGGCUGGCCUGCGCUUGCUGCCCCAGAGCAAAGCCGAGAAUCUGCUGAAUGCAGUGCGGGACUUGUUCGCCAAGUCGGAGUUCAGCGUGGACAUCGAUGCCGUUGAGAUUAUGGACGGCACGGACGAGGGCAUCUUCAGCUGGUUCACUGUGAAUUUCCUGCUGGGCCGCCUGUCCAAAACGAAUCAGGCAGCCGCCCUGGACUUGGGCGGCGGCAGCACUCAGGUCACCUUCUCGCCCACAGACCCGGAGCAGGUGCCCGUGUACGACAAGUACAUGCACGAGGUGAUCACCUCCAACAAGAAGAUCAAUGUGUUCACGCACAGCUACCUCGGCCUGGGUCUCAUGGCUGCCCGGCAUGCCGUCUUCACCAAGGGCUAUAGCGCCGAGGAGACGUUCGUAGAGAGCAUCUGCGUGAAUCCCAUCAUUGCCAAUCGCACCUGGAUCUACGGCAAUGUCAAGUACCAAGUGAGCGGCAAGGAGAACAGCAAAUCCAGCGCCGAGCAGCCAGUGGUUGACUUCGAGGCCUGCCUGGAGCUGGUCAAGAGCAAGGUGAUGCCGUUGGUCAAGCCGAAACCCUUCACGCUCAAACAGCAUGCGGUGGCGGCAUUUAGUUACUACUUUGAGCGCGCCAUCGAAUCGGGUCUGGUCGAUCCGACAGCGGGCGGCGAGACGACCGUGGAGGCCUAUCGCAAGAAGGCGCAAGAGAUCUGUGCCAUACCCAACGAUGAGCAGCCCUUCAUGUGCUUUGACCUGACCUUCAUAUCGGUGCUGCUACGUGAAGGAUUUGGCCUAAACGAUGGCAAGAAAAUUAAGCUCUACAAGAAGAUCGAUGGCCAUGAAAUCUCUUGGGCCUUGGGCUGUGCCUAUAAUGUCUUAACCAGCGACGAGAAAUACAAUAAUUCCUAGUUCUCUUCAUCACUUAGUCUGUAGAUAUAUAUAUAUUACAUGUAUAUAUAUAGCUAAAAUUGUUUAUGGAGUGCCUUAGACGUGCAUCGAAGUAUACUACACACACGGACACACA